Aedes albopictus (Asian tiger mosquito) is the source of this 3353-nucleotide messenger RNA. It is a transcript of the gene wfs1, whose product is annotated as wolframin. Gene Ontology annotation, molecular function: protein binding. Gene Ontology annotation, cellular component: endoplasmic reticulum membrane. The record is from RefSeq and is a predicted model, not a curated record. Gene Ontology annotation, biological process: endoplasmic reticulum unfolded protein response; calcium ion homeostasis. The coding region runs from base 174 to 2924 and encodes 916 amino acids. NCBI's taxonomy places the organism in Eukaryota, Metazoa, Arthropoda, Insecta, Diptera, Culicidae. The transcript has 4 exons.
AGGAAACAACCGCUGUCAGUCCAAAAGAUCCAAAGAUUAUUUUUCACGAAUUUUGCUGCAUUUUCUGCCCUUUCGGCCAAAGUUUUGAUCAAAAAUUUAUUCAAAAUAGAACUGCUCAGAAUCGACCAUUUGCUCAAGUGGUGCGCGAACUCGGUGGCUUAUCCCACAGCGUCAUGGCCAGUUGGGCAAACCGGCCCCCGAUAGGGGACGGUUCCUUCUCCGGUGCGGCCAACAACAACAACCCUGCGUCCGUUCGAAAGAAGUGGAAUCUUGAAGAUAAAAAGUCCUUGCGCAAUUUAAAGUACCACUUUGCGGAAGAUGGUUGCUCGGAUGUGCAGUACACGUUGGCCAAACAGCUGCUGGAGGAGAACGCUGAAACGGACCCGGCGCAUAAUCACGCCCAGGGAGUGCACUGGUUGCUUCGGGUCGCCCAGCAGGGUCACGAGCAGGCCAUUGAUUUGCUUAGCGAUUGCUACAGGAGUGGGCGUGGAAUUAACGAAGCGAACGAGGAGGAUGUGCGAAGCUGCUUGGCGAUGAGCCCGGGAGAACGAUCGGCUAGACGGGCGGCACAGGAGCUGUUUGCCUCGCUUUCGAAUGGGGAAGAAUAUGUAACGGCGGCGCAGCUGGAGAAACGUAUGCGUGAGAUUUACAAAUUGGAUAAAAAGCGGAAGCGAAGUAGGCCGGAUGGAGCGGAAGCAGGCGCGGAAGAUCGAGUGGAGGCCAGCCCGGAUCGGAACGGGUCGUUCAGCGGUAGUCGGAUGAAUAGGAGUUCGGGCCAGUUCCAUCCGGUGAAUCACAUUUCGGAGGCAAACCUUCUUUCGGCGGCAGUCAAUUAUUCCAACGGGAGACUGCCACUGGUCAGCAAUGCUUUGACCCUGUCGGUGCCAAACCCUCAGAGCUUGGAUCACGUACCGUGCUUCCACAGACCGUUCUUCCAUCCGAUUAUGUUUUUCUCGCUCCUCUAUCACCGAUUGCUAGCCAUGAUUGCGACGUUCCCGGGCUCUAGUUUUAACGGAAUCCAGCUUAUUCUGUUACUCAUAGCCUACUCGCUUUUUGCCAGUGAUAAUUUGUUCACGCUUGUUCCCGUCGCCGCCUACUAUGUGAGCCUGAUCGUGAUGGUUUUGUGCAGUUUCAAGAUGCUGAAAUCCAAGCACGACUUCAUCGAUUUUCGAAUGUGGUCCGGGUUGUUUCUCCGGUACGGCGACGAACACCUGAACACAGACGACUCGGAGAACCAGUAUCUUCGGAACAACCUAAGGCCGUAUCUCUACUUCUUCGUGGCAUUCUUCAUUAACGUAAUGCUUCAGCCAAACAUCAACGACCAGUGGUUGCCGUUUUCGGAAAUCACCGUUGUGUCCUUCGUAUUGACAUUCGUGACGAUGCUGGCGUUUAUGUACACCUCCCGAGACCCCUUCCCCGAUUACCUAAUCCUGUUCUCCUUCGGACUGAACGUCCUGGCCAAGUAUCCGUACGAGAUGGACUCGGUAGUCACAACCGGAUGGCGAUUCUUAGACUUAAAAGUUCCCGCCUUCUCAACGUUCGUCAUUGGAAAUGGAAUCGAAUUCUGUUUGAACUGUCGGGCGCUGCUGUACUUAAUCAUUCCGACGUUUCUGACUGCGAUUGCCCGGAGGAACGGCUGGCGUGGGAUUUACCAGUAUCUGAUACCGCACUGUGUGACGCUGGCGUGGUUGCAGAUCUGUAUCAUUGGGUCACAGUCGGCGACGAUGUUUGGACUGGUCCGCGGUGCAUUGGGUCUUUCCGGACUUCUCCUGUUCCUGCCUCUUUUCGGCAUAGUUACUCUGCUGAUUCCGGUCUUUGCCGCAAUCGAAUGGUUAUCGCUUACCGAUUCCACUGUCCGGCUGUGGUCCUCGAUCGGUGCGGCCAUCAUGGCUAUUCUGAUCUCGUUCUACAUGGCCGCGUCCAGACGAACGGAGAAGUACAUUACAUUCCUGCAGAUAUCGAUCUGUCUUGUGGCGACCAUCUUUUUGACCCUACCGCACAUGAUGUCCAACUUCGAAACGCUCCACGGGGCAGAGGCGGGCCUGUUCGAGUCCAGCACGAUUCCGUCGGCUGACGGUGGCUCCAAAACUCAAGGAAUGCCAGCAAAUAGUUUGAGCUGGGAAUCGUAUUACAAAUUCUGCCAUCAGCCAGCCUGGGACCGCCUGGGGAACAAGAUUAAAACCCAGCUAAGGUGCGCCCAUCUGGACGGAACGGCCGUCCGCUGGGAGGGAAAUGUAGUGGAUUUGGAAAUAGCCAGUCGAAAGAAUUGGCGAUCGGAUUUCAUUCAGAGCUACCUGCCACGGUUCCUGGCGGAUAGGGUUGCCUGUUUGUACGGUGAACGCGUGGAACCGGAAUGCGGUCCGGCCGAGGACCUCCGGCACUGUGAGGAGAUGAAGAGUUUCAUGCAGCAGCAGUCCCGUUGCCAUCUGGACAAGUGGAACACGUACGAGUACGAACUGAAGGUGCGAAUGCCGUCGCUGGGGCUGCUCUCGAAGCCGGCCGAGGUCACCCUGAAGGCGCAGCACGCGUUCGGAAAUUUUACGCAGGGACUGAACAACAGCGAUCGGAUUUGGUUUAUAGGCAUCUUGCGGAACUUCCUGAAGCCGACGUCUUCGGGGUACGCACACGGAUCCCGAGAUCCUUCCGAGGGCGGCAGCUUCGACGGUGAUCUUCACAUGGACUUGGACGGUGGUGGGGCUACCGGAAGCAGUGGAACUCGAACCGAUCGAAGCAAUAUGCGUUUGGGACGGAAAAAUCCCCUGAUUGAACUACUCUCGAUCGGCUGCAUCAACUGCCAAAACCGGGAACUGACGUCGAUGCACGUUUCCGAGGGAUUGAAGGUGAAUGCCCGGAUGCGCGAUCUGCUGCGCGGAAUCAAGUAUCUGCUGAACGUGAUCUUCAACCCACUGGUGAUCUUCAAGUGAGCUGAAUUCUCGUCUUUUAUUUUUAGUUUCGCGACUGUUAUUACACCUACUUUUCAAUAAAUUGUUAAGUUUCACGUGAGUUUAACCCACCCUUCUUUUACGGAGUGUUUCGUCCUGAUUUAGGUUUUAAGGCUUUAAGUAAGAGACGUCAUGAAAGCUAGAAGUAUUGCAUUUACGGGAGAAGUUUUAGAUUUGUAUAAAAACAUAGUUUCAAGGACUCGACUAUAAACUAGAAAGGAACUGCUGUGAACGAGAGUUAACAAAGAAGAUAUAGGAUAAAACAAUGCUUUCAUGAUUGAUGUAUGUACUAACGUUUCGUUUACCAACUGCUUUAUUUCUGUGCCUACUAUUUCCCGAAGAUGAUAAUAUAUGUAGCUAGUAUAUGUAAGUUAAGAACAAAUAAUAAAUAAUGAAUGUGAAUUGAAUGAA